This is a messenger RNA of Pichia membranifaciens NRRL Y-2026, 964 nucleotides long. RefSeq lists its product as hypothetical. The transcript has a single exon. The coding region runs from base 102 to 626 and encodes 174 amino acids. NCBI's taxonomy places the organism in Eukaryota, Fungi, Ascomycota, Pichiomycetes, Pichiales, Pichiaceae. The record is from RefSeq and is a predicted model, not a curated record.
ACCAGGGCCCUGCCGGGGGUCUGGUCUGGGGUUUGGGGGUUUGGGGGGUUUGGUCUGGAGAGCAAUAACAGCAACAGCAGCUACCGCAGAUAGAUAGACAUAUGAUAUCUCUUGCAGGUGGACUACGCGUGCUGGGGCUCAUGCUGCUGGCAAACGCCGCGUAUUCGAGACACGAGCUGAACCAGCUGGCCUUCAUCGUCGCCGAGAACACGGCAGUCGGUGAGGGAUUCUCGGCAGCACAGACGCCGCAGACGCUGCAGACGCUGCCGAUGGACGUUGUGCUGGAGCUAGCGUGUGGCGUUGUGCUGGUGCUGGCGGCGACACUCGUGUCAUUAUUCAGGUCGGCCGAAGUGUGCGCUGCCCCGGCGACGGUGGUGCUCAAGGACGGCCGGUGGGUCGUCGACACGCGACGAGGAACAGCUGGCGGGAGCGGCGAUCAGCACCCAUUGCGUGCCAUCGACGUGGCCGCAGCCAACACUGCUGCCGACCACGCCGGCACGGGAUCCUACGCCUACCUGGACACAAGGGUUAACUUUGCCAACCUAACGAAGCGGGCUCUGGCGUUUGCCGCCUGGGCGUCUUCAAACGCCGACGCGGGCGACGCCGCCACGACAGAAGCGAUAUAGAACAGUGGAUAGCCGGAUAGAUACGCGUACAUAGAAGAAUAGUAGUGUUACACUGACUGGUAGUAGGUGGUAUGCUUGGGGCUAUCUCGCUCACUUGUGGAAGAUACUUCGGAGCCGGCCCAUGAAGGAGUCGCCGUGCUUCGGAACGGUCAGCUUUGUGCUCGGGGUGGUCCGGCUCUGGAUGCUGGCCGUCACGGAACUCGUGUCCUUGAGCGUGAUCUGCACCGACGACGUCAAGUCCUCAUCCUCGUCCCCCUCCGCGUCCUCGUCCCCGGCGGCAUUCGCCGCCUCCACCUCCUGCUGGAUCUCCUCCCACCGGGUCUCGCUGUUGGGAUGCG